Molecule: messenger RNA, 1577 nt
Organism: Neopelma chrysocephalum (saffron-crested tyrant-manakin)
Lineage: Eukaryota; Metazoa; Chordata; Aves; Passeriformes; Pipridae
Product: polymeric immunoglobulin receptor-like
Exons: 8
Coding region: 1-1401 (466 amino acids)
Source: RefSeq, a predicted model, not a curated record
AUGCUGGAGCAUCCAGGCACAGCAGGUGUAUCAGCUUUUUAUACCCCCUAUACUUACAGUAAUGAGUCCCUGUCCUGCUCUCUCCCUGCAGAUGCCGGCGUGUCGAGGCCGAUCCAGGUCGUCCAAGGGAAGCUCCAUGGCUCUGUCACAGUCCUGUGCCCCUCUGGGGACACCCAAAGUGGUGGGAGGAGGUUCUGGUGCAAAGUGGGAAGAACCAGCUGCACUCUCCUAGCCGACUCCAGUGGCUACGUGGGAAGGAGAUACCACGGGCGAAUCCUCAUCACCCCCCGGGAGAGCUCUGGAGCUUUCAAAGUCUUGAUAAAUGACUUAGUAAAGGAAGACUCGGGACUGUACAGGUGUGGGGUGGAAAGGCUGAAUGGUUUGGACAGCCCACAGGAGGUGGCUCUGCAGGUGACCACAGCCUCUGCUCUUCCCAGGAGACCCAAAUUUCUCAGCGGCACAGUCGGAGGCUCCCUGUCCUUCCAGUGCCACUAUGACCCCAAGGGGAGCUACGAGAAGAAGUAUUUGUGCAGGUGGGAGGAAGGGAGCUGCUCUCUGCUCCUGGACACCGACGGGUUUGUGCACGAGUCCUACAAAGGGAGAGUACAAACAACCAGCAGCGACCCCGACCACGGGACGUUCACGGUGGUGAUGAGCCAGCUGAGAGAGGAGGACUCAGGAUGGUACUGGUGCAGGGCUACCAGUGGGCACACAGAGCACACGUCCUCUGUGAAGCUGCACAUCCACAGGGAACUCUGCUCUUCACAAGACCCAGAAACAACCACUCCUGUCAAGUCCACUUCAUCAAGCCCGGCUGCCUCCAGCACACCCACACAGAGGAGCAUCAGGGGCCGGGUGUACACGAUGGGCACUGGCACCAAGAGCACCACGGUGGGCACUGCCACCAAGAGCACCACGGUGGGCACUGCCACCAAGAGCACCAUGGUGGGCAUUGUCACCAGGACAACCAGCACCCUGCUGCCCACUGCCACCCCUGGCACCUCUGGAACCUCCCCAGCUGAAAGCCAUCACGAGAGCUCAUCAGGUGAAUCCCAUCUGCUCCCAGCUGUGCUCCCAGCUCUUGCUUUGCUGAUUUGCAUCACUGUCGCUGCUCUCGCCCUGGUCAAAAUAAAACUUCAAAAGAAGACGGGAGGAGAAAGAAGCGCCACUGGAAGCCUGGAGGCAGCAAUGGCUCAGACUGGUCCGAGUCCUGUAAAAGAGCAAAGAGUGGAGGAAACCUCAAGCCCAGGAAAAGUGCAGGAAUCCAGGAUGGACUCUGGCAAAUGUAGGAAAAUCUAUGCUAUCCUUGGAAGAUUCAGGAUCACCAACUUCUAUCUACCCUACUGGGAAAAAAUGCUUUUCAAGGUGACUGAUGAAGAAUUGAGCCAGAACCUUCUGUGAAAGCCCCCGUGCACACGAGCUGGGAAUUUUCCCUAUGGAAAACCAAGGCUCUGAACUGCCAGGCACCCAGAACCCCUCAUUGCUCCCUGCCCUGCUCAGAACCCAAAUGCCCUUUGUUGAGAGCUGAGUCCCAAAUGGCACUUGCUACGUGUUUUGCAGAACAGAGAAUAAAACAA